This is a messenger RNA of Dovyalis caffra, 171 nucleotides long. The record is from the annotation of a GenBank genome assembly. Lineage: Eukaryota; Viridiplantae; Streptophyta; Magnoliopsida; Malpighiales; Salicaceae.
AUGAGUAGUUUAGUUGGUUUGAGGAAAAAAGAAAAGGUUGAUGUUAUUGGGCAGUUUGGUGUGCAGGUCGCUAACCGACUGCUUCGGAUCUUGUCAGCUUAUGUCACGGGAUUAUUGAGAGGUGACACGUUAAAUUUAGGGAGUAUGCGGAUUAUUAAAUUUGGGAAUUGA